Molecule: messenger RNA, 1225 nt
Organism: Nilaparvata lugens (brown planthopper)
Lineage: Eukaryota; Metazoa; Arthropoda; Insecta; Hemiptera; Delphacidae
Product: retinal-specific phospholipid-transporting ATPase ABCA4-like
Exons: 8
Coding region: 149-1225 (358 amino acids)
Source: RefSeq, a predicted model, not a curated record
CUGCUUUGUGUUUAUACAAGGCAGUGGCUGAGAGUUUGUCAGCUGUCAGCUGUUCUGUCUUCUGGUGUGCGCAUUCUGUUUUCGCUUCGCUCUGCGAUCAGAGUUAGAGGAUAAAAGGAGGUGAUGGUGCUGACCGAACCCAGUCAAAAUGUCGUACUUUUUGCAAUUGAAAAUGCUGAUCUGGAAAAAUCUGCUGAUAAGGAAAAGACAAAAGUUUCGAUGUAUCGUAGAAGUGAUCUGGCCUCUCUUUCUUUUUCUAAUUCUGAUGUGGGUCAGAACAAAGGACUUGCGUGAAGACAUUCAUGAAUGCCAUUUUGUGCAGAAAGCCAUGCCAACGGCGGGUGGUCUGCCAUUUUUGCAGAGUUUUUUCUGCACGGCAAACAACACCUGCUACAAGUAUCAGAACGAUUCAGAAAUUUCCAGAGAAUCGAUGAGCAGCUCAUUAUUGGUGAAUCUGAUCAACAGCUUCCAGAAGUUCACUGAACAAGGCGGUCAGUCUCAGAUGCAGAAUUUGAUCCUGGACAGCAGGCAGAUGACUCAGAUUGCUGCUAAACUUGCUGCCAGCCAGGGUGAACUGAAGCUGGGUCCCCUGAUUAGGAAUAGAACCGCCUUCAAAGAAGACCUGGACGAGAGAAAUGUGUCUCUUAGUCAGUCUGCCAUCGACUCUCUUCUCUCUUCUCGUCUGGCCUUUCAUUCUUUGUCACCGGACCAGUUGACAUUGUUGAGAGAGAACGCCUCAGUCAUUUUGUGUGACGAAACACUGAUGCAAGACGUCAUAGUUGAACAGCAGCAGAAUAAUGGCAACAGUAGCGCUCUCUACGGUGAACUUUGCGAACUAAGCACCGACGAAGCUCAAAACUUUGUUGCGGCUGUCAUAAGGCACAGCAAUUCGGCCACAUUGGCUCAACAGGUAUUCACUUUUAAAUAUUUAUUCAAGGUUAAGGCAUCGAAUAAAACUACUUGUAACUUUCUCAACCAUUUAAGCCUGAUUUUCACUAGUAGAGCUAGUGGUCGAGACGCUCCAUGUUCGAGUCCAUGUAGUGUAGUCUCGAGUAUGUAUAGACAGGGAAGGGUCAGAAUCCUUGCACUUUGGAACAGUGGCCUCCAAGGGGUUCUGGGAGGUUUCCCCAGCAUCAUCCUGACCACUCGCUUCUGUGCCUUGAAUACUCUGACAAUUCCAGUUGAUGAGCCCCAGAAGAUCAAGCCGUAUGUUAGUAGAGGUUGA